CGCCAAGCUUUUGGGGCUGAUCCCACACAGCUUUUCGGCAGCAGCUUUUAAUGUCCCGCAAUUCGAAAGCCCCGGAAAUGGAAUCGUGGUGUUUGGUGUCUGCUCUCCGCUGGCAUUACUGCCAUCGAGGGGUAAGCUGCUGGACGCCGGACAGCCGCCGUAAAUUGCGACAAUUGAUUUCAAUUUGUUGCAUGCUGGUUGAGUGCAGAGAGAGUCGCCAGCGACACCAUCAACGAUGUUUGAUUCGAAGCUGAGUCUGUGCGCGGGUCGCAUGUUGGCCGAUUCCACCACCACCCCCGCAAUGGAUGGAUGCGAUGCGGUCAAGACGCUGAUAUGCCGAGCCUGUCUGGUGCUGCUGGGUCCGCAGGACCCUGUCCACAAUCUGGACAACGAACAGGACCUGGCCAGCAAGUACUACGGCUGCACUGGCGGGAAUCCGGGCAAGGAUUUGCCAACCCAGUUGGUGCUGAAAGGCAUCUGCGAGUGCUGCUAUCAAAUGGUGCAAAAGUUCCACGACUUUCAACGCAUGUGCGAAGAGUCCUUGCGCAAUUUUGAGAAGCUGCUGCAGGACAUCGACAUGGGGUGCCUCAAGCUGGAGGACCACAUGCCCGACCUGGACACCCCCUCGGAGAGCAACGAAUCCACUAAUCCGGAAGCCCAAUCGGACGCACCCCGCCUGGAAUCGCCGCAGGAGAUUGAGGAAGUGUACGUAGUAGAGGACGAGUCGGCCAAACAGGAUCUGGGCACGGAGAAGCUACCCAUUGCGACCAUUAGAAAGUGGCUGGGCACAAGAAGGCGACGAGGAGUGCGACACACCCUCGAGUGCCGCAUAUGCCAUCGUGGCUUCUACAAGUCCUCGCUGCUGGAGGCCCACAUGCAGCAGCAUGAGGGUCUGAAGCCGUAUACCUGCGUCCAUUGUGCCAAGAGUUAUGCCAGGGCCAAUCUGCUGGAGUCACACCUGCGGGAUAUGCAUCACAACAGCGCCGCGAGGAUAAUCUAUCCCUGUCCCAGCUGCAACAAGGUGUACACUGCGGACCGAAGUCUCAAGUAUCACAUGAAAAGAGCGCACGAGAACAGUCAUAUGCCAGAAUCCUCCGAUGCCCUGUACAUUUGUGAGGAGUGCGGCAAGUCCUUUGUGCGAAAGGCACAUUUAACGCGCCAUAAGCGGGUCCAUGGAAGCAUAGAGGGUCGGAGAUACUGCUGCGAGUACUGUGAUCAGAGGUUUUACACCAAGGAGAACAUGGUGGAUCAUCUGCAGCGAAAGCACGGAAACAAGAAUCUGCUCAGAUGCAAGCAAUGCGGACGCAUUUUCAGGAGCAGUGUGGAGCUUAGCGCUCACGCGAAGAAACACGAAACGAUGUAGUUCAAUAAUUCGUUUUAUUUGUGGUUUCAAUAACAUCAAGCUAACUCAACUGUUACAAUGAUUCGAAUUACUUGGAAUUUGUUACACCAGUAUU
Molecule: messenger RNA, 1457 nt
Organism: Drosophila erecta
Lineage: Eukaryota; Metazoa; Arthropoda; Insecta; Diptera; Drosophilidae
Product: zinc finger protein 718
Exons: 2
Coding region: 236-1363 (375 amino acids)
Biological process (GO): regulation of transcription by RNA polymerase II
Cellular component (GO): nucleus
Molecular function (GO): RNA polymerase II cis-regulatory region sequence-specific DNA binding; zinc ion binding; DNA-binding transcription factor activity
Source: RefSeq, a predicted model, not a curated record